AUGGCCCCAUCUAGAUCAUGGACCGGCCGUGUCUUCAUUGCCGCAAGCCUGGAUGGUUACAUCGCCCGCCCCGACGGCGACAUCGAAUGGCUUAUCAAUCCAGCUCCGGAUCCCAACCACUUGCGUCCUUCCGAUCCACGCACCGUGGAUGAUUUUGAUCAGCACAUGGCCCGCGUGGACUGCCUGCUUAUGGGCCGCAGAUCCUACGAAAAGGUCAUCUCCUUCCCAGAAUGGCUGUACGGGACCAAGCGCACGUUCGUCCUCAGCACAACCCUACCUACGGGGACCUGCUCGCAUGAUUCGGCCACAGUUGAGGUUAUACCAUCGCUAGAUGAAGCUGCGGAGGUCUUUGAGCGAGAACGUAUUCGCUGUGUAUAUAUAGAUGGUGGAGAGGUCGUUCAGGAAUUUCUAAGACGGGGUUGGGUCGACGAGAUUAUCCUUACGCAUGUCCCUGUGCUGCUUGGGAGUGGGAUACCACUGUUUGGCUACUUAUCGCAGUAUGUUAGGAUGACCUUGUUAGCUGUGGAUGUUAUUGAAAAUGGGAUGGUUUCAGCGCAUUAUCGCGUGUUGAGUUCUCCGGAUGGGGUGUAA
Molecule: messenger RNA, 591 nt
Organism: Aspergillus tanneri
Lineage: Eukaryota; Fungi; Ascomycota; Eurotiomycetes; Eurotiales; Aspergillaceae
Product: dihydrofolate reductase family protein
Exons: 1
Coding region: 1-591 (196 amino acids)
Biological process (GO): riboflavin biosynthetic process
Molecular function (GO): 5-amino-6-(5-phosphoribosylamino)uracil reductase activity
Source: RefSeq, a predicted model, not a curated record